This is a messenger RNA of Xyrichtys novacula (pearly razorfish), 30784 nucleotides long. The record is from the annotation of a GenBank genome assembly. NCBI's taxonomy places the organism in Eukaryota, Metazoa, Chordata, Actinopteri, Labriformes, Labridae.
CUCUCUCUCUCUCCAUCACGCACAUUCAGACUGGCAGGCAGACCAGUCACACACACACACACGUACACACGCACACACACACACACUUUCCCUUAGCUGUGCUUUUGUGUUUUGUCAGAAUUAAUGAGAAAAGUUCCCUUGCCCUAGGGGUAAUUAGUGUCCUUGGAGUUAAAUAAGCUAAUACUUAGACACCUCUGGCACAAGCAAUUAUGUUUGUGUAUUGAAUAAUUGAUUCAAAGAGGGGGGAAGGGCUGCUAAUCAGAUCUGAGCAUAAUGAAUUGAUUUAAUUAACAGGGGAAUCCGAGGGUCUCUGGAAACUGCGCGCAUUUAUUCAGUAGCAGCAGAGGCGAGCGCGGCACAUAAACUGGGAGCGAGGCGGCGUGAGUUUGCUUUUAGCACUUGUCACAUUUUGCGAUUGGAUUUGUUUGAAUAUAGUUGCUGUUUGGGAGCAAAUGAGAGCGAGAAAGCGAGAAUAUUAACAGCGAGAGGAGCUCAGCCGUUCAGUCUGAGCGUCUGAUCCGUCCGUGUGCGCACACUUAUUACACAUAGGCGACACUAGAUUUAUAUCGCUUUUCAUUGUUUUGCCUUUUUGCGACUCGCAUGGAAUUUAUCAAGAGCAAGCAAGGCGGUUUGAUCGCUAUUUAUUCGCGUUUCACUUCAGUCCGGAUAGUGGGGAUCUCGCCGUGUUUAUAACCGUGUAUUUGAAUUAUUAUUGAUAGCAAGGAGGGAGAGAAAGCGUGCAGACGGUAAUUCAUCUUUCCAGGGUUUUUCCUCUUUUUUUUUCUAUGAUUUAUCGAGGCGUAGUCUAGUCAACCGCGCGUUUCAAAGCCAUUUCCAGGAGCAGCAGCUGUGAGCAGACCGAGCCGUGCAGCCUGCUGGAGCCGAGGACGGAUCGCCCGGGGAAGGACUCCUCGUUCCUCAGGACGAUGGUGUUGGACAAGGAAGAGGGUGAGUAACAUCUCCUGCUGUAGGAUUCAAUAACACGGGGAGUGUGUGUGUGUAGAGGGGGGGUGAGUAUAACACGGCAAACUAGUGGUAUUUUAUGUGUUUACCCCGUGCACCCGCAGCCUUACGCUUUGUACCGGGCUCACUCAGGCUCAUUUACCCGCGACAGGCAUCCGUGAUCCCCGCGUAAGGAGAGAGCUGCACACCGGGGGGAUUGCUUUUCUGCACCGUGAAGUUGCACGAAAAACCCACUAUCGAGAAAAACUGCAGUUUAGAGAGUGGGAGAGUUGGUGUUGUUUAAUUCGAGCAGGGUUCGUCUGAGUUUUUGGAGGAGACUCCACAGACGCUGCAGUGCAUGUGGCUCCUCUUUUUUCCCUUCCCUCCUCUCUUAAGUGCUUUUCGCGUCUGUGAAGUUAGCGAGGCAGCCUUUGACAUCAGCACGGGAUGGGAGAUGACAGCAGAGUGCUUUUAACUUGAUUGCAAAUUAUGGAUAGCGCCGUGCAACGCUCGCUCACUCACUUUCCAUCCAAAUAGGCCUCCUUGCAUUACUUAUCUAUUUCAAUGUAUUUAGGUUAAUGGGUGAGGCAAUCUAAUUAAUUUUAAUUUAAAUCAAACUCGCCUCUAAUGACGUCCCAUUUUGGAUUAAACUGAUGGAGAGAUGAGCAGUGCGUUUAUCCCUGCACGGUCUGCAUGCAUUUUAAUACAUUUAUGCAACCUUGAAAUGUUCAAUUUUAUAAGUUUUUCCUCCCUCUGACACUUCUUCAGGACUAUUUUCACCAUUGUUCUGCAGACCACCUACUAAGAUGCACAAUGACAACCUUAUCUCACCUAAAGCACAUUUUGUUGUGUUAUUUAUUUUUUCUUUAAGUGCAGUGCACACAGCCUUUGCACAUUUGAGUUUAUCCAGAGCUUCCCCUUCUCCGAAAGUAAUGGAUGCAUUUGCAAGCCAUUAUUUAUGUUUGAGAAUGGAUAUUUCAUAUCUCUUAGCAGUGCAUCCUUUCACUUACACAUCUAAAAACCAAUAAAAGGUUUGCGGCAGGGACAUAAAUUGGUCUGUCUGGAUGAAUCAGUGUUGUGCUGCAAAUGUACCUAAAUUAACUCAACUGUAAAUUGUCUCCUUCGGAUGUCUGCCGAGCUAAAAGUUCCCUAUAUGAUUCAUGAUUCAGAUUGCUUUUAACAGUUAUUGGCUAAGCAAUAUGGUAAAUGUACAAGGUGAUGCAAAUGGCAUUAGUGGGAAAGGAUGCACAGGAGCAUGUAAUGCAGUCAAUACUACAUUAACUACUGAUGCCCAAUUACAGAAGCAGGGAGAGUGGCUUUUAGGAGCAUUAGGACUUGCAGAAAAGCUGAGAUCACCUGCUGCUCAUUGCCUAAAAGCUUCACCCUUUAUUUGCUGGUCCCAAGCAGCAGUAGUAGCAGCAGCAGCAGCAGCAGCAUUUUGGCCAGGUUGUCAACAGAGCUGCGUGGAUCUGGUCUCUUUCAUUGUGGUGCCUCUUAGUGUUUAUUGGCUCUCAAGUUAUAGGCUUGUCAAUUCAACCUUCUAGCCUAAUGUAUCCACUUAAAAGCCUGCACAAAUAACCGUGUGUUUAUGCAGAGAGACGAAGACGUGGGUUUGUGCGUUUGCGUCUUUCUUGCGAGUGAUUCACGUGUGUUUGUGCGUGAGUGUGUGUUAGCAUGUUGCUUGAGUGUGUGUCCUUAUAUGAGGGGUAUAAAACGAGUUAUUAGUGUGUCGGGUUCAGGGUUCGAAUCUUGGGAUACUUGUUGGCAACUCAGUAAAGCUUACAGUUGUUUGACAGACUGGUUUGAAAGUCUGACUCCUCAUUUAAACUCUGCAACAGUUCAGUGCAACAAAAGCAAUAAGAGAAAUUUAUCACCACGCUGCUGCUUUGGCAGUCUGUUAAAAAUCAACUGAUCAUCAUGGAGAUUUGAAGAUUGACAUACAAGCGUAAAGAGUUGGCAGUCAGCUUCAACUUAACUUAUAGAUUAAAAUAUACCCUGUUAGUUAAACGCAGCUACCUGGCUGUUUCUUGUCAAUAAGUAGACUAAUUUAAUUCUCAGAUGUUGUCAAACUUAUACCACACACUGUGAAAGGCGAACAGAAACUCUUUGGUAAAAUGACCUAAUAUUGAAUCUACUGCAUACUGCACAUACUGCAACAUAUGUGUGAACUUCCUGUCAGCAUGUUAUUUUACCGUGUUAUAAGAUGACUCCAUAUUACGUCUAAUUUAAGAGUUAAAAAAGCAACUCAGCCAUUUUCUCUCCUCCUCCUCCUCAUCCGUACCAGCUGCAGGAGAAGAAAGUGGGUCCACACAGUGAAGGCAGAUUUUUGCUCAACAUUAACACGACUAUAGUACCAAUCCUCACAGACCUCAGCAAGCAGAAGAAGGAGAAAAAGAAAAAAAACCUCCAGCUCCUGAUAAAUGUCUGGUUACCUUUGCUUGUUAAUUUAUGACCCUGUUAUCAUCCUGUCCUGUGAAAUUCGCACAUUCAUAAAGCAUGUGAUUGAAAAGCAAUGCUUCAGAUGAAUACAGACUGCUGAUCUGUCGGCUGCUGUAAUAAAACUUGGGCUUCAGGCUCCGAUUUUUAUUUUGAAAUAAUAAGAAUUGCUUCAUUCUUUACCGCUGUUACCAUGGUAAUACUGUCUUGUAGCGAUGUUAUAUUGAUUUAGAAAGUGGACAGUAAUAUUUCUUUUCUGUUAUUUGGUUUCUGAGGGUUGAGUUCUAAUUUCCAGCUGGAGAUUACUUUUAUAUGUUCUUUAAGUCUUUUUAACUUUUCCAAAGGAAUGCAAUUUGCUCUCCUGUAUUUGCUAUUUUCUCAGCUUAUUGGUUUGCUCUGACUUCAAAAUUAAACUUGCCCAUUUCAAAUAUUGAAAUUACGUCGGCUUCUUGUGCUCAGGGCCCUGAACAAUAUUACAAACACAUUGCUUCGUUUGAUAUUUUCUUAAGUCAUCAGAGGGUUUUUUAAAAGAAAUAAAGCCUUAUUAUUACAGGCAUCUGCACCACCAUUGCAGCACUUUUCCAAUUUUGUCUUCAGCAUAGCCAAAGUUGUGUUUUUAAAGUCAUGAAUGUAAGCUGCAUACAAAGGAGCACAGAAAAACACCUUUUGGUUUGUUCAUAUGUGAGAAAAAGUUUGCAAGCAGAUGCAAUAGAAAGCAGAAUCUACCUUAUGGCGCAUGUUACAUGUUAUGCAUCCUCUCUGCUUUUCUCAUUAUUCAGUUUUGCUGAAUUAAAACAUAAACCACUUCUUUCCUUUUACAUUUUCAGUGAGUUUUUUUUCCUCCCUCUAAUCUAUUUCAGAUCUUCAAAUGCUGAAUUCCCACUGGAGAUAAUAAUUUCACCUGUCACCACCAGCCCUCUAGAUGCCUAUCAGAGCUGAUUGUUUUACAUCUUUGAGUGCUGGAGAUGUGUAUCAUUUCCCAUAAUUUUAGUGCGAUUCAAAGGCACUGAAUUGAGCCAUACGAGACACGUGUUAGCAAGCGCGCCCACCUGCCUCCCAUGUAAAUGGCUGCACUCAUCAGUGUGGCUCACAAACUCAAUUAUGCACUCUUGAGCUGUAAGAGCAUCCCUUUCAUUAUUGCCAGAGGCCACAUGCUAGCCGUGUUAUCAUAGAAAUCCACACAACAAGAUCCGGCUUCUACGCAUGCAUCAGAGGGAACAGUCGAUUGCUGCUGUGCUGUCCAGAGUCUUACUUUUGUUGCCAUUCCCUUUAAAUCGUUUCUUUCAAUGUCAAGAGACAUUUCUGGUACAUUCCUGGAUUGUGUGCAAAGAGUAGAGAAGGUUGGAGAGGUAAAAGUAUAACAUUGAAAAUUAAAUGAACAAAUAAGAAACUCUAAGCUGCAAGGACAAAAACAUAUCAGAACAAAUGUUUCAGUAAAACCUUUUUACAAAUCCACAAUGUGCUGACAAGUUGAGACAAAUCGAUACUUUAAAGCACAUUUCAAACCACCUUGGAGAAACCUGAUGUCUUAUUGCAAGGUCUGAGACAAACGCAGACAUGCACACAAGCACUGCUGACACUCGCUCUUCUCUCCAACUAUUCUCACCUGCAGAAAAAUACACCUCAAUAUGCUCAUGUAUAGUUGAAAUUAUAUGAUGAAACAUAAAAGUUGACAUAUACUCAGUUAUUUUUAUCAAAUGCACCUGUUGGAAUCAACUCACACUGUAAAGCCACCUCAUGAGCAGCUGCUUGAGUCAACCUGAAAAACCACUUUCUCUCUGCUAACACACACACACACACACACACAUACAUUCCUUUGCAGCAUCUCAUACAUUGUUUGCAAGUGGAGUUAUUUAUUCACCUGUUUACCUAUUGUGCACCCUUUGUUCUGGCUUGUUUGUCAUUGUGAUGCACUCUGUAAAGCUUAUUCUCCGCUCUCUCAGGAAAAAUCAUCUCUCCUUUAUUCUGUCAUCAUAGGCUUAGCAAAGACGACGGGAAUGAUGAGAACGUGGCAUGACAUGCAGCAAAGUUCUCAAGAUGAGCAGAUGUCAAAACUACAAUGUCACCAGCUUUAGUCUCUUUGGCAGCUGAGUACAAAGUGUCAGGAGGGGCCCAGAAAAUGGUACCAAAGUAAAACCCUACCUGCUGUGAUGAAACAAUAUGUCACCUGUUACACACUGAGGCAACAUAAGCACGUUGUUUAAAUCUUAUUGGAAAUGUAAACCCAAACAAGACUUUGUACAUAUUUAGUUUGCAACCAUGAUGUGCUACACUAAACCUUGACACUUUAUAUUAAAAAUUGUCUUUAUACACUCUGAAACCAUUUUAGACUUAGAAUAAUAUCUUAUUAUUUCUCUUACUUAUUAUUUAUGGUCAUGUUUAUAAAUUCAGUGUUGACAACAUCUUGUUUCGCCCCUUAUAAUAUAUCCUUUAAAGCUUAUCAGUGUAAAUGAAAAGCAUGUCUGCAUGCAGGAUGGCAUGUUGGCGUGUAUUUUAGCCUGACCCAUUACCUGAUUUUGAAAAGAGCUGAACUAAGCUUAUAAGUUUAAUUUUUCGGAUAAAUUGCCCUGUAUGUGCUUUAACAAUUGAACAUAAGAUGCAUAAAAAGAGCAGAAUUUCACUGUCGAGGUAUUCAUUCAUCAAUGGAGAUUUGAUUUAGAGAUUCUUCAAAGCUAUCGGUGCAUCUUCGUACUAAAAUAAGAGAAAUAAGUGCCACCAGCUCUUCUGUGUAGAUGCGUUGUCUUUACAAAUAAAGGCCUUCAUGGUGCGUUAUCAUAAAUGAUAAAGUGCUUCUUUCCCUUCUUCUUAAAGUCAGGCGUGGCUUGUUGUUACUUCUGCAAAACAACCAAGAAGCACCAGCUGACAACACCCACGUGUUUUUUCAUGUGUGUACGUUUUGUAAACAAGGUGUUGAUUGGUUUAGCACAAGUCAAUGCUAAAUGUGGGGAAGAUAGACGCUUGCAAAAUUAAUGUUCGACCACUGUAAUAAUGCAGUUCGCCAUAUGAACUGGCCUGCUGUAUUUUCUCUUUAAUGUGCACAUCACAGUGCCAGCAGGACUUCUUACCAAUGCCAUGUUUUCCAUUUGCAAAAGCUCUGAUCAUUGAUGUUGAGUUUUUUGUGUAUUCUUGGCCUUACUGGUGUGUGUGUCUGAGGCUCUAAGGACAACAGUGUUUGACUGGUUGGUAAAAGACACUUUGUUCUUGUGGCUGUAAUGAGAAGGGCGGCCUCUAGGGGCUGCUAAUGGGACUUUAAGUCUUUCAGAUUGAUUCCCUGUAAAUGUCUUUCAAACAAGUCCCUGUUUCAUUUUAUUGCAGCUGCAUUCAGCCUCGGCCAAAAGUUGGCGUCACUGGACUCUGUUGCAUCUUCAGCAGGGAUCUAAGUUUAUUGUUUUCUUUCUCCAGAGCUGUAUCCUGCAUCAUACAGCAGUCAAACUACAAAUUGUGAUAAUGUUACUUGACAACUGGUAUUUGUAAACCAGUAACUUGCAGUUCUUUGUCUUGUGCAUGUUUUCAUGCAUUAUGUAGCUGUCACCCAGCUUCGGUUGACCUUUUCAGUUUUAUUUUUGGCAAAACAAAACAUUUGUAGGUCAAACUCAACAAAUUGAAGGCCUCCUAAGAAGUUCUUUUUGACACAUGAAUGCAGAAUAAUAAGUGAAUCGUGACUCUAAACAACUAUUGAAGCCACUGAGAGGCUAAGUGAAGGAGCUUGGCACCGCUGACCACGCUACACAUGGAUGAGCCAUUUCUGUUGCUUUAUCUCCUGUGACGAUACUUUCACGUUCAGUCCUCAUUUCUUAUAUCAUGGCAGAGCUAAGGCAUACAGAUUAAAAGAGAGCGGUCAACAAAAAUUACACUCUCCCUACUCACCCUCUCUCCAGUCGCCAUCUUGGUGAACAGGUGUAUAUAAACCCUCUCAAUCAUUCUACCACUACCUGACCACACCCCCACGACAUGUGACAAAUGCCAACACAGCACCCGCUAUGCAACACCAAAACACAGCAACCGACCAUAUUCAAACAAUGAGAGACAGUUAUUUUGUUGAUAAACUUAAAAAAGUACGAGAUGCCGACUAUGACUCAUCUUGCCAAGAAUUAAUCUCUUGAAGCCUUCAGUAAAUCAAAUCUUAAAUAGCUAAUUAAAGUCUUUGAGUUUGGGGGCCUUCUGUUUGUCGUCUUAAAGCUGAUGGAUUAGAUUUAGGAUAUUUUAGCUGAAUGAUUAAUUAGUCCUUUAUUAUGAUGUUUGAAAAUAUAAUUUCUGAGCCAUUUUGUACAAUAUCGACCCAUCUCCUUUCCAACCAAACAUCAUUUAUUUUAUAGUAUUUCACUGAAAAAGUUUUUGGCUGGACUGCCAGCUGAUCCGAGCUAGUAACAAGUACGGGUGGGAGCAAAAAUCAAUACAGCAUAGUAUCGUGAUAUUUUGUCUGGUGAUAUACCGUAUCGUCUGAUUUACAAAGUAUUGAUCUUUCAAAUUAUUGCUAAUAUGAAGUCAAAUCUAUGAUUAAAGAAAAAUAAAAUCAACUGUUUGUCCAGUGAGGUUGGCAGAGGUGACAUCUUAGAGCAGGAGAAAGUUAGUACAACAAAAAUAUAUGUAAGGUUUGCAACAUGUGCUACAUGAAAAUAAAAUACAGCGUAAAUAAGACAAACAUAAAGGAAAGCCAAAUGCUAAAUUAGCUAAACAGUUUGUGUGAAUCGCAAUACUCGUAUCGCAUAAUGUUAAAAAUCGCAGUAAUAUCGUAUUGUGGCCCAUGUAUCGUGAUAAUAUCGUGUCGUAGGGCCACUUGUGAUUCCCAUCUGUAGUAACAAGAAUAGGAAAAUGAUAAUAGAGGGAAAAAAGCAUGAAACGUUGUCGACUGAAUUCCUCUCGUGAAACUACAAGAGACAGUUUAGUCAGACAUCCCACAUGACAUCACGCACAAUAUUCGAGAAGACGGCUUCCCAAUCUGCACCCACUCACGCCUCCCUCAUUAUUUACCCCAUCAGGUGCAGGAGUAGAAUGACAUUAGAGGCCUGUGCUGCCAAAUAACUGCCCCCCUGUGGGGAAUUUGCAUUAUUCAAGAUUAAAGAGCCUCACACAGUGCGCCUCAGUAUGGUGUUCCUUCUUCCCCUCCAUUUUCGACUCACUGAGGACCCUGAAUGGCACACCUGUCUCCUGGCAUAUCCUUUGAAAUAAUAAGUGUGCGGUAAUUGCUGGGGAGUGGGGAGGAUUUUGAACAUCACUUCCUGACCUCGUGAGUGACACAAACUUUAGAGGGCUACAUUUAUUCCCCUGCAAAUGCAUUUUUAAUGCGGACUAAAAGUGUUUGUGCAUUAUUCUGUUCCGGACAGCGGAAGGUGGCUCUGACAGGUCUAAUGGUUGGAUUUCUUCUUUUUCUUUUUUUUUUGUAUUUUGUCAGAAUUCACAAAGUGGCAGAUAAGAUUGCCUCGUCUAUCAAAGUUUGUAAGUAUAUAGUUUGUGAGUAGAUGGAUUUUUUUCGUCAUUCAAUCUCGAAUGCAGACUCUGAAAAAAAAAAUGAUCCUGCACCUUUUUGUGUAUAGGGAGUGAAGAUGAAGAUGCAUGCAGCCGCUCUGUUAUUGACAGCUUGCACUUCAAUGAAAAAUGGUAAAAUGGCAGCUUUUAAGAACUAAACACCUCACACCCGCCACAGACAAAGCCCCACAUCACGCCCACUUGUGAUUGGCUUGAUGCAAAACAAAAUGGUCUUGUUGCUCUGUCAACACUCUGACAGCCCUCCCUCUUUAAGAGCUCUCAGGGGUUUAUUUGGGGUAACCCUGCAUGAUAAAAACCAUCAGUGUUUGUGUCGCUUCUCCUCCUCUUCGUUCAUCUUAUCCCCUCACUCUUAUUUUCUUGCCCCAUCUCCCCCCUCUCUCCCUCUUUCUGCUGUUGACAGCUUACCUUGCAGAGCUCUAAUCUCCCCCUACUACUGAGCGACCAAGUGUUGGAACAAGUCUCCUUCUGUAAUAAUUUGGAAACUCUGCCAGUUUCAUGUCUUUAAAAAAAAAAGCAGCAAUGAAUUUAAUUAGAAAGCUGUUGCAUAUCUCUGUGAUACAUUUCUUUUAAUUAACCCCAUGUGAAUAAAUUAAAAAUAAUAGGGGGCUGAAAAGUGUGGAAAAACACCCUAAUGAAGUUUUCCGUUAAUUGGGAUGGAGUCUGCUGCCAAACCACAGUGAGAAGUGAGCACCAGGAGCUAAGAAUGCCUUCUGUAAACCUCAGAAAAAGGGCCCAGGGCCUUCGUGCUGACUUCAAGUGUAAGAAAUGCACCUCUGACGUGAUGGAAAUGACCGUGGGCCGGGAGAAAAGGCAGUCCUGUUCCAGUCUGCUCUGCUGAGACUCCCCAUGCCGCGCUUGAAGCCGGGCCAGUGUUAUUGCAGCCCUAAUGCGGCUGACUCAUUUGGAGCGGAUCAGGAGUAAUUAUGGUAGGGAAAGUGGCUGCCGACCGUGGGGGUCAGGACACUUGUAACAUGUGAAAAGAGCAAUUAUUCCAGGAGACAAAACCCUCCCUUAUCCCGGGCAGUGCCAGGGUCAAUGCAAGGGACGGCUGGGCUCCGUUUCACCGGGGCUUAUUAGCCGCAGCAAGCUGCAAAGUUUGAGAGAGUGCAUCUUGUUAAUGAACAGUCCCCUCCUCAUCUGCACCGGCCCUGUCUGCUCUCUCGCUCUCUCUCUCUCCCUCACCCUCCCUCUCUCUCUCUACCGCUUACUGUGGGUGUUAAUUAUGUCAUAAUCAUAGCAUGCAUACAGUCCCAGAAAGCACCUCACAGACCCCAGCAUUCAUACACAACCAUCUGGAAAUGUAGUAUGCAGCACAGUAACACAGAAGGCUUUUAUAGCAAACUAUACGAAGAAAAAACCCUCUUAGUAUGACAUGUUAUAUUGACUUGGACCAUGUAAGAAAACUACCUUAUUUGAGAGGGAGUGUGAGUCUGUGUUUUUCCUCUCUGCGAGCUUUGGCGUACGUGUGUGUGUUCACAUAUGCCACAACUAAAGGAUAGGAACAUGAAUCACUGAGUGAAUCAGUGGUCUUUAUUUUGCCUAUCAUUUUUAAUACACUCAUUAGUCUUCUUUUAAACUGGCAUGUGUGUUCCAGCUGAUUUUAUUAUCACCAGAUGUCUUGUAUUUUUGUCUUUCGGUGAUAGAGAAACGCGUCCGUCUUUGGGCUCAAUUACAGGGAUGACGGAAGCUGAAUGAAAGGGGCUGAUUCAAGCACACAAUGGGAAAGACAUCUGCAUGAGAUCCCCAUUAACCUCAGAGGCAGAUACCCUGGAUUAUGGACACAUUUUAUUUGGGAUUGCCAUGGCCACAGUGCUUGCAGUGGUGGCAGAAAAAUAAAAAGAACGGGGUUUAAUUUAGCCCCCGCUGCUUCCAAACUGUGGAAGGUUUCGUUGUUAAAAUCGAGGUUUAAUUUCCUCUUUUUGUAUUUUCUAUAUUGGUUCAUCUCUUACAGUCCACAGGAGGAAUAAUACAUUAUAAUGUAAUGCUCAUUUAGAGCACUUCUAAGAGGACAUUUUCAGUGUUAAAGGGUUCAUAAUGUGCUAUAAUGGAAUACUCAUGUAGAUUUUUUUUAUGCCAUUACUGGCAGUUUAAUAUCCCGGCGAACUGACUUGGACAAAGCGAUAGGGGCGACAAAUGCACUUGUUUCAGCUAAAUGCAGUUAUUUGAUCCUACAGCGUCUUAUUUUCUCUGACUUUGUGUACGUAUGCACCCUGCUGGUGGUUAACCAUCUUAUUUGCUGCAGCUGGGAGUCGGAAUUAUAGGGGCCCCUGAGAGGAGGCCCACCCAGGGCCAGCUUCCACCUCACUGAAAGCCCACCUCCCUCCCCAUGUGUCAGGAAGGCUGAGUGAUUCUCAUCAAGAUCCUUUAUCUCCCAGUGAACCAGCAAAGUCUGUAUCACACCAUGGCGUCAGUGCUUUUAAUUGAUCAAAAGACAUUAAAAAAGGGGAAAAAAACUGAGAAUCAGAUGUUACUGUCCCCUCCGCCAUUAAGACUGAGUGCCUGAGAGAGCAGCUGCUCCUCUGGGAGUGAGUGUGUGAGUGGGUGUGUGGUGAGGGAUGAAUCUUCAGAUAGUUUACAUCAAUUUUAGUUAAUGUGUUUAAAAUCAAAAGAAAUAAUCAACUGAUUGAUCAAUCGCAGGUGAUUUAAUAUGUGAUAUGUGGUCGCGGUUUCUUGAAUUUCAGGUAUUGCCGGGUUUGUUUUGUACUAUCACUAUCGUCAUGAGUUGAAUAUUUCUGUGUAGUUUGGUGUCUCACUAAUCAGGGUUUGAAGCUUUAAUUUAAGAGUUAAACCUUCGAGUUUUGGGUCUGUCAAAGGAAGCAUGUUCACUACAUAGAUGUCCAUGGGUUGUUAAAAGUAAACAGAAGAUUAUCACCCUCCUUUAUGACCUUUGUAGAACAGGCAGAUAAUCAAUGAUAUUAAUCAUUAAUGAAGAUAAUUAAAAGCUGCAGCUUCACAUGAAACUUAAUAGUGCAGACUUUAGUAUCUGGUGUUCAUUAUUUUUGUCUUUUUGUGAUAGUUCUCAGUCUUUUAGCCACAAAAGUUCAAGGAAAUAUGGCAUUAAGUCUACCCUACAUGGCGCAGCAUUGCUCGUGGUUCUGGGAUUCUGGUGAUACCAAUGAAAAGAAUUUCAGACUCAUUUAAAUUUCAUUUCUACAAAAUUCAGCAUAAUUACUUUAACAUAGCUAAACAAAGCAUAACAGAGUCUGUGGGUAGGCAAGGUUGAAUUCAUUUGAUGAGUGUGGCUGAAGGUAGCAGAGCUAGCUCCACCAGCCUUCAGCCUUCCUUGUAGGUUAAUAACCACGUCUGUGCAUGUUACACAUUGCUUUAGCUAAGAGGUUACAUACCACUUUUAAAUACAACUCUAAAUAUAUGCAACAAAUAGCCAUUUGUGCACUGUGAUUAGUUUCAUCCAGGUUGUAGAGUAUUUGACCUUUACAGCGGUUUGACUGUUACAAGAAUAUAACUCUAACUAUGCACAUGUAUUCCUAUUUUAAGAUGAAUAUAGGAAAAUAAGAGGAAAUCUCUACACUGGUACAAAGAAAAAAAACCGAACACUUCAGUGAUAAUGAUCAAAAAGAGACUAUAGAGGAUAUCAUCAGUCUUUCAGACACUCUCGUCCUGUCCGUAGAAACAUAGGUCAGACCCCGUCUGUGUUAUAAUUGUGUUUCUCUAAUAUCAACACUUCCUUGAGUGCUCCAAACAGCGAGUUCUCUCCUAAAACCUUAAACAUAUCAAAAAAAGGUUAGCAGACUGAUGUGAUUCUUCCGAUAGCGGUAACGACAGAAGUCUAAAUGGGGUAACAUAGAAAUCGGAUGCUAUCUCUAUAAUGGAAAAUACAUGCUCUGACAGACUGCUUGGGCUGAGAAAAACUAACUGUACAUAUGCUUGAAAGAUACAAUCUUAAAAAAAAGUAAAUGGAUAGAAGCCGGGAGAAAUGACAGGGCUUUACGCGCAGUACUAAUGGCAAAUUAAAUUCCUGCUCAGGAUGGAUUUUUGGCAGGGUGAGUGCUGUCUCUCCACUUUGAGAGCUAAAAUGCAUCCCUUGUUGGAGAAUGAAUCGUGAUGUUGAGAGGCAUGCUUUUGGUGACAUCAAAUGACACUGGAAGGUCAGUGGCACUUGUAUCUGUUAAAUGGAUUGGAUUAAGUGGAGGCUGCCUCCUAGUCUGCUGCUUCCUUUCAUAAUGCAGCUUUUCUUUUUCGGGGAGGCAGCGAGCAUGGGAGGUUCUGUUCUCCUCCACAGUUUCACAAGGCGCCAGGAGUGGUGACAGGUGCAGGAAAAUGUCUCGUGGCAUUAAGGGAAUUGAAAAGACAUUUACUUUACACACUCAUUUUUUUUUCUGUCACUGCUCUUUGUUUAGGAGGUUCGAGCUACUGCUUGCUAUACUACUAUUAAAGCUGUUUUCCAGAGGCUGCUUUGGUACAAGACAUCAAACCAAUGUUUGUUCCCUGCGACGGCGUCAGGAAAACAGCGUCAGUUGAAUGUGCAAACUGGUUUCCUGGCAGACAUGAAGCAUUCUUCCACUGAGAAAUCUCGGUGUCGGGGGCUUGAAGCACCGGGAUGUAUGCAUGAAGACAAGAAUGUCAGAUUACGUGCAAAUACAGAACGCGGGUUUCAUAAAAGACACAAAUGGAGCAAAACAAAGCAAGCAUCCGAUAGAGGAGGCGAGCAGCAAACAGCUAUUCCAGGAUAGGUUAGGCUUUGGCCUUUUCCAACGUGCUGUAAAACACAGGAAGAAAUGUUUAAGGAGUGGUGGUCUCAACCAAUUAGGAGCAGUUCUCUGGAGGUGGAGGAACGACCUUUUUGUAUAAUUAGUUCUCUUAUUUAAAGCAAAGAUUUUGAGUAGAAUAACUAAUUAGGUGUCAUAAAAGGCAAAUUAAAGAUUUUGGUGAUCCCCUAGGGGAUUGCAGCAACUCUUUUCUUUUCUUUGCACAAGCCUUAAAGCACAAGCAUGCACAUGUACACACACACAGACACGCACACACACACACACGCAGGCAUUUUCUCUCUCCUCAUUAAGACUGUUUUUAGUUCUGUAGAAGUCUGUCAGGCCAGCACUGUUGGCAUACCUGCAGAGAGCUCCCCUAACAAGCCGUGAAAUGCAGGUAGAGGAGUCCACCCUUAGCCAGUAGGGCUUGAAUUUGAAGCUUUUUAGCUUCAUUUACACUGAACAUUGGUAUUUAUAGUAGGUUUUGUGAUCCUAAUGUGCCAGCUUCAAGGGGCCUGUUUUGAAAAGGGAGGGGUUAAGGGAGCUGGAAGGCAGGCAGAACACUAAUUGAUGGCUCCCAUCGCCAGCACUGAACCAAUAAGCCUCUACCUUUCACUUCUGAUAAAGAAAUAAGAUGUCUCAACACCACCAGAGCACUUACUGACACAUAAACCAAAGCCAUAAAUUUAACUAACAAGCUCUCCUAUUUCUUCCACCUCUUCUUUUAAAAGGGGCAAACGCUAAUUGUAUUAUUUUUACGGCGUCAUUGAUGUGCAGAUGGUCAAGAAUAGCAGAGCAAAUCUGGAUCCAAUGAAGCACUUUGAGAGUCAAUUUGGGUGUGCAAAUAUGAGUGUGUGACAGAAAGAAAGAAAGAAAAUAUGCUUUUCAACUCCAAAGUAGCUCUUUGAAAAGCGGUGGAAGGUUUUCAUGAAAGAGAACGAAGCUGACAGGCUUAGGGGGAAAAACUGCGCUCGGAGUGAAGCAGUCCCCUGUUGCCGGUUGAAGUCGUGUUUAUCACUGAGCAAAACCGCAAGAAGUUACUGUAAAAUGGCAGCUCUUACAACACAAUGACCCCAUUCACACUCACCAUUACACUGUCGCAACCCUGCAUAAAGACAGGUAAAUAAAAACUUUAUCUAGUCAGGACAAAAUGUACCAAACGCGCAUCUCGAAAGUGCAACAGUUAACGGUGACAUUUCGUACUAAAGUCUGUAUAACGUGUCUGUAAAACAGGCCUUUAUAGAUAUCCACACACACACACACACGUACGAAAUGCUUGCCUAACCCCCUGUCAUGCAGAGUGUCCAGCCUUUUUUUGUGCGGGAGAGAGAAAUGUGUUUUGAAAGUAGAGUGGCAAGUGGCGUCCACUGUGUGUUCUUUUAGAUGGAUCAAUAGCUCAGUGUGUGAGAGAGUGUCUUAAGAGCUGUUGUCUUGUGCUUUCAGCUGUGGCAGACCUGUUAGUGCUACAGAGGGGAGCUGCGCGCCCCUGCCUCUGUACCACCAGUGGCCUGAGGGGGGCUUUUAGUCCAAACACAAAUGUCAGCCACACAUACACUAUUAGUGUUUAGUGCAGUUAUUAAAUGGACUUUAUUUGUCCUUUAGGAGGCUAAAAGGCGUGCUUAAAGGGGACCUGCGUGACAGCAGGGCAAUUUGCGAGUUUGGUAACUUAGGCUCGCUUGUUGCAGACACAUGAGUACAGAUAAGUGUAAAAGGAGGAAAAGGCUGUAAUGCUCUGAGUACUGUGUGUGUAUGUAUUUGUGGUUUGCCUGCACUAAUGUGUGUGUGAGGCUGUGUCAGUGUGUCCCUGUGUGUGUGUAUGAAACACAGAGAGUGAGUGUAUGCUAAAAGGCACUUAGGCCAUAACAUAUCUCACUGGGGUCUGGUAGCAGCGUUUUUGUGGUCAGAGGCUUUUUAAAAGGUUAAUGUUAAUCUAUACUAAACAAAGCCCAUGAGGAGCUUUUACAGCUGUGGACAGUUGAGUGAAAUGGGCUUUGAUGAAAUGGUAGGUAACUAACGUGCUACUCGGCUCGCUGUAAAUACCACAGUGUGCAAAAUAAACAUUGUGUCUCUCAUCCCGAGGAGCACACACAACAUGCCCCUUCCUCUGAAACCUGCCGCCAGUGAUCAUGUAACUUUUGUACUACAGCAUGUUCCUGGUGGAACAAGUAAGUCAGGGCUUUGUAGUCCAAUGUGACCCGUGUGCCUAUCUACAUGGAAGAAUGUUUUCUUUAAUGCAUAUGAAGCAGGUAGGCAGUGUGCUGUGGCUGCGCGCGAGGGCCAAGCUUAGACGCCUCGAGAAGCAGCCGGCUUAUCAAAAAAGAGAACAUGAAAAGUCACUCGUGUUCCCAGGCCGUAAAUCACGCGUUGCCUGUUUGUCUCCUUAUCACUUACAGGUGUGCCGAUGCUCUCCGUCCAGCCCAAAGGGAAACAGAAGGGGUGUGCUGGCUGCAAUCGCAAGAUUAAAGACCGCUACCUGCUCAAGGCCCUGGACAAAUACUGGCACGAGGACUGUCUCAAAUGUGCCUGCUGCGACUGCCGCCUGGGGGAGGUGGGCUCCACCCUCUAUACGAAAGCCAACCUCAUCCUCUGUCGUAGGGACUACCUGAGGCAAGAAAUCCACACAGUCACCUCUUAACACUCACAACAAAAACAAAGAGCACCUUAUUCCUAGAGCUGUGUGACAUGAAAGGAUCCCGGCAGCAUUUGCUUUGGGUUUCGCUGUAGCUCCCAAUUCACACAUAGCGGCUUAAAUCCAUCUAAAUCAUGCAGAUAACGCUGGGUAUCGACUUCAUAAAAGAGAAACCCAACAUGGAGAGAGUUUAAUGUCAUAUUUAUAUCAUGUAUACACCAGAGAGUGAUGUUACUCCAACAUACCAGGCAGAAAAAGGAACAUUUAGGGCAUUUACAGCAUUUCCUCCACUGUAAAUAUUCUCAAUACCUGUGCUUCACUACAGAACUACAACACUAUGUAUUCUAUAAAUACCAGCACAACCAUAGCAACCCUGUUAGAACAGCUCUAUUACUACAGUCCACUACCUCAUCACAGCAUCUCCAAUCAUGACUGUUCAAUUCAACUGUGUUUAAAUAUAAAAACAACUUAAUUACACUCACAGCUACAACCUUAUAAUUACUUUGCACCUUAUUUCUUUACAUAUUUGUAAAGUCAGUUCUCCUAUUAUGUCCUAAAAUGUGUAUUUUUUUGCAUAGUUGAAGCCAUGAUGUGUUUGCAUUUGUGGUGUUUUUGCUUCUGUUUUCAGCUUUUUUCAGUGUUUACAUGAAAACAGAGGACUCAUGUCAUAGACUAGAUUUUAGUAACAGUGUAGAGGAGCUGUAGGCUGUAAGAAAACUCCCAGCAGGCUUGUUGCUUCAUCACUGUCUUUGGCCCAAUACCCCCACCCCCCACCCCACCCCUCUUCAGAUGCCCCUGCCAUCUGCUUGUUAAAUUAAACAUGACCAUUUCCUGGGCGUUCAGUCACAUUCCCAAUGAGAUCCUACCAUUUAUCUGAGGGAGAAUCCCCCCGGGGUCGACUUAGGGAUGCCGGUGCCCUAAACCCCCCCUGCACACACACACACACACACACCCUCUCCUAAAAUCCAUGUCCUCCCCUCUCUCUCCCUUUCUAAACCACCCUCAAGGUUAAAAUCAGCAAAUUAAUUUCAAUUAAAACAAAUAAAGCAUCAGAUAUGAUUGUGUGUCACCUCUCACUUCCUAAUCAAAGAGACCCUUAAUCAGCUUGGUUAUUUUCCGACCUCACUCGUGGAUCUCUGUGACAUCUCACUUAUACCUCAGCUCCUCCUCUGACCUGGAAGGAGCCUGUAACCCACUUGAGAGGUGCUUAGGGAUGUUAUGUUGAGAUAGGCCAUUACCAUCCAUCAGUUCCCACCCACAGUUAAUGCUUUUAAGAUGCAGUGAGAGGUCCACUAAGACCUAGUGUUGCCCCCAGAAGGGGCAGAUGGUGCAGAUGAGGUAAUAAUAAAUGGGCAAAUGACCAAGAGAAGGCAAAAAUGAUGAAGCUCGGAGUUUCACUUGGUAAAAUACAUCUGCUGAAAGGACAGCAACCCUAACCCCCUCCCCCCUCCCGCCAUAAGUGCCUAACUGGCACUGAGAGGGAAGAAGGAAAAGCUUUCUCGCACAUUAAACCAGUAAGAUGUAGAGGUCAGAGAAGGUAUGAAAAACUGAGAGUGACAUAUGAAAUCAAGAGUUAGGAAUAGUGAAAUAAGAAUAAAAGGAAAGGAGGAGGAGAAAGCUUUCUGUGCUCCUCUGUUGCCCCGGACUGCCUAAUGAAAUCCAUCCCACUCGCCUACUCUUCAGCCUGCGACAAAUGCAGAACACUUAAUGGCUGGAGAUGCUUGAGAUGAAUUCUAUUAUGGAACAAAUUAAAAACCUUGCCUUGCGUAUAGAGAAGAGGCAGUUUGAAAGUAUUUGAAAGUAGGUGAUGCAGUCUCCCUCCUGUUUCCCUUUCAUUUCUUUUUUUUUUCCCCGUGCAGAAAGACGAAGGCUCCCCUCACCUGCAGUAAUGAAGUUAAAUCUGUGCGCUGAAUUAGCCUCCUGCACUUCAUUACAGACGAGCCCGUGGAUCAAACACACUUUGGUUAUUUCCCAGGGUUUGGAACCCUGCCAUGUUCACAUUAAUUAUUAUAGGAGCUCCAUCUGUGAUUGUCCUUCACUGGCAUUAGCAACUUAUUGAAUGCACUCACGCUUUUCUGAAUCUUACACACCAUCACACACAAACACUAAAACGCACACGUACCUUAAACUGCGUCCUCCUGUGACCUCCAAACAGCUAGACCACAAAAAGUUCUGUGUUUAACGUCCCUGACUUUCAUUUCCCUGUAUCAAGAGGGUUUUUUUUGGCCACACUCUUUCAUGAUAAAUGAGAAUAAUAGAUUAAUUAGCUAUUUCCUUUAUGUCUAGGGCCCAGGAUGGUACGACUCCACCAGAGGGUUGACAAUCUAGUCAUGGUGUGAUCAUCAGGACUUGAAGCCUGAAAUCAUUUCAUCUUCUAUUUCAUAUAUUAGAGAGGACAUAAUAGUCAUCCACUUAUCAAAAUGGGGUAUAAUUAACUGUAAGAGGGAAAACGUUUUCAAGAUAACGAACAUUUUAAGUUAUCCACAAACCGGUGAAAUAGCAGCAGGAAGAUGAUAGUUCCAUCUGGAUGUGACUGUUUUUCAAAUCUGUCCUCUCUGUGCUACUUUAGGAUGUAAAACAAAUGCUCCCCUCCUCUUCUCUGUAACAGUUGCUCUCCCUCUGUGGGAAAGAAAGGAGUGAACAGAAAGGUUUACACUUUAAAAAGACACAACUGUUGGGUAGGGUCAGAGCAUGUGAUGCAUGCAUUAACAGCUUUCCCUUUUUAUGAAAUCUGACAAACCCCGUGCAGGCCGGGAAGUCUCAAAGAGCUCAGAGAACAGGUAAAAAAACUUCAAGAGCAAUAGCCCAGUCUGAGGGAAGCAAUUCGGAGAAGAAGAUGAUGCAGUGAAGCAGAUUUAAAGGUUUGAAGUUAGCAAGUUAAAAGACCAUCUUUUCUCUACAGACCCCUCAUAAUAACUCGGUAACACAGAAAGUAGAGCUUCUUUGCAUUCCUGCCAUCCAGCUAUACUCCCAACAACCUACAUCUGCACACAGAGUUUAGACUAGAGCCGCUAAAAAUGAGGUUUUUAUUACACUGAAGAUUCAAGCAUGGGCAACAUUUAAAGAUUUAUAUAACCUUGAAGUAUGUUGAAAAAUGGGAGAGACCCAUGAUCGAUACGUUUGAUUCUUUGGUCAACACAGCACACCACACACCAACAGAUAACAACCAGAGUCCUGACUCUCUCACAAAAUCUCAAACACAUGCCCCAGUGAUUAAAUGUUGUCAAACUAAAUGUUGCUCACUGCUUAGCUACCUGACACACCCACAAUUUGUUGUUCUACUGUAGUAUUUUUCACAGGACACUUUGUGUAAACACACGAGAUGGUCACAAAUGAACAUGUUUGACCUCCAUUUUUGUCAUUUACCCGACUUAAUUUUGUUUACUAUCAUCACUGUGGCUGCAGUUUUAAUUUGUUGUGCUUCCUUAUUUAAAAAUUCUUUAUUUUAAUGAGCAUUUUUGCGUUUUUCGUCUGUUACUAGUAGGACAACUUUAGUGCACUAGGAAAAGAAAAAUCACCCCCUGCAACUUCACACGAUGGAAAAAUCUUGCAAGUUAAUCACCAUGCAGACUUUGUCAAAAGGAGGAAAUCAGACCCAAAAUCAGCCCAAUUGUCUCAUAGUUCACUCUACCCCUUAUACCCCACUUAUAGCUAGGGCUGUCAAAAUCUGCUAAAAAUGACAUUCAGAUAUUCAGUCUAAAAAACCAUAGAUAUUAGAACCAAAUGCACUCAGCAUAUAUUUUGUGUUUAUUUUGUGUAUUUGGCUGGUCAAGCCGCCAGCCUGUACUGUCCAACAAGGUGCUGAUGUUGCUGCAUUUGCCAACAAGUCGUAUACCUGAAGGGCCAGAACUGGUCACCUAAGUAACAAGGAAAACAGAUGCUCGUCAGAUAAAGAUCAUGAUAACAAUUAAGCCCAUUCUGGGACAGUUCACCUGUAUGUUUCUGCUGGGGUUAUGAUAGUAAGAAAAACAGAUGACAUAAUGUCUAAUGUUGGCAGAUAUGGAUUUUUUGUCAUCUAACUGGAAGAUAAAACAUAAUGCAUUAUUUAAGAAUGUUGUUGUGUUACAUUGUUAUUAUGAUUGUAUUCUAGUCUACUUAUACACACACAAUAAAAUAGGUCUUAUAAGUAAUAUCUUUCUGUGUAGGAAGAAGUUCUUGAGAACACACUUCAUUCCAGCAACACCCAGCCUGCCUACACUUUAUACCACAUUAUCCUGUUCAGAAAUCCAAACCAGAAUGUCUGACAGGUUGUGGAGGCAGCUCAAAUCUGCACCUCUAACCCCCAUAUCCAUACAAAUAAAUCAGAGAGACGUUAGUAUGAAAAAGGACUUAUUGGGCUAAGAACUACGAAGCUGAUGAUUGAUAGAUUAAAACCCAAAGGGCUGAGUCUAUAAGCUAUAUUAUCCAGAAAUUCACCUUUAACUCAGUCUGUAAAUGAAGAGCCUAAAAAGAAAUGAUGUUGAUUUUAAAGCUUUUUCACUGCGAAUAUUGAUGUCUUUAAUCCAAAUGACCAGGGAAAUUGAAGUGCAUGAGUCACUGCACUCCCACAAUACAGGACAUGUGUCAGAACAAUACCUGAAAAUUAUGCAGAAAAUGGUCUAUUCAAACUAAAAGUCUCUUGUAAAUUAAAUGUUUGUUUUUUUAUUUUCAAAAGGUGCAACUUUUUUGUGAGGGCACUGUUUCAUUGCUGAAAAACAUUUCUUUUUUUUUUUCAUUUAUUUUUUCGGUGGCGUUGGUUUGUUUGUUUGUCUGUUCGCACUUUUACGGAGAAAGUAACAGACGGAUUGACCUGAAAUUUUCACCAGAGGUGCGUCUCAGCCCCAUUAAAUUUUGGUGGUGAUCCGGACAAAAUUCUGGAUACUGUGAUCCAGAACACACAAAAAUAAGGGUGUCGUUGGAAUUUUCAAUGCUGAAAGAUAACCAAUGGGCGGCACAGUGGUGUAGUGGUUAGCACUGUUGCCUCACAACUAGAAGGUCCUGGGUUUGGAUCUUGGCAUUUCUUGUUUAAGGGGGGACAUGAGCUGCUUGGCGGAGGUCUGCGCUCUCCAAGUGCUUUUCUAGUUCUUUCCAGAUGUGUACAGGGUCAUGUGUAUCAUGCAGGAUGCGCAGAAACCUUGAAAAAUCGUACAUAUCACUCACUCUUCAUUUUCUAUAGCCACUUUAGCAAAUGUCAUUAGCUCUAUAGAUCUUUUGAGUAUUUUCCAUUCUUCGGCAGAGAAUAAAUGUUAUAUACCAUCCUCUGUCUUUGCUUUCAUAAGCUUCAACGGACCUUUCUGUGCCUAACUGGUUUCACUCGUCACUUCUUCAUUUCUGUGGUAAUAAGUUACAUUCUCUGACAUUAUGUCUCUUUACAUUUGCCUCUUGAUUGUGCCAGUGUGAAGUGUUUAUCACUUGCUCAAUCUCAGCUGUUACUCAUGAGACUGCAGCAGCAGCAGCAGCAGCAGCGGUUCAACUCUGGUUGCUUUUAGCUUCACAGGAGCUGAGAGAGAAGAGUGUUAUGUUUUUGAACAGUUCUCUUUGGCUGUAAUCUCCUCUUAGCAUGAGCAGCCCAAUUAAACCGAAUGAUGAUGCCACUUUAUGACUGAGGCACAUCAACUGCUGGCUGAGGACCUGCGUGAAUGAGACCCAAAAACACCAUUGCACUUAAAUACACUCUGAUUCUUAGUGUUGAGGUGGAGUUGGAAGAUUUCUAUUUGCUUGACAGUUGAGCACAAAGCAGCAAAGGCAGUUCGAUAAGCAUGGAGGACACUGACCUAUUAAAACGCUAAUGAUUUAAAGAAUAUCAGGGUAAUUAAGAGGGACCUUGUUAGUUAAGAGAACUUGACAUUGUACAGUCCAUUCAUUCGAUUAAACAUCAAGCUGAAUGGCACAAAGCCUUUUUUAUAUUCUCUUCAAAAUAGUUGUCUCCCUUUUGACCAGCCAAUUAAAGUACUACAAUAUAAGCUGCACAGAUAAUGAAGGGAAUUUUAAAGGUGUAGGUGUGUCCAAGAGAUGAGACUCAUGCUGCCUGAUAUCAACUUUGGACCGUUUCACACAAGGACGUGAUCUCAGUUAGGUUACCUAUUGUUUUCUGUAGUGGCGUAACAAAGCCAAAGACAGUGGUCACAAUUAGGGAUGGGCGAUAAAUUGUCGUAUAUAUCGUCAGAAAAAUCCAUCAUAAUUAAUAUCUGUCAUCUCAUGAUAAAUACAAUAAAUGCAGGUUGAUUAGAUAAGGGCGAGUGACGGACUCGCAGCGAUAGCCCACACAGAGCAGAAAACAAACAAACAUGGCCGAAGGUAAUGAAGAAGACAUUUCUGAGCGUUACUGAAUGCGGCUCGUCGGGGUGAAAAUAUACUGAUAUCAGCACAAGGAGGCCAUUAAACACAAAAGGCUAAAAUAUAAAUAUUCAGCAAACCACUGGACGUUGACUGUAAAUUGAUGCAGAAAAAAAUCGAGACGACCAAUCAGAACUAUGGUCGACUCAGAACGUAUCAACCAAUAAGUCAACCGGUCGACAAGGACUUUACAGCCCUAGUGUCCACCUGUUUAUCUACCAAGUAAUGCAGAUAAAUCGUCAACUAUUACUGUUCUUUUAUUGGAACCAGACUGUAAACAAAACUCUGAAUUCUUGACUUUUGAAGUCAGCCCCUAGUGGACACUCAAAGAACUGCAAUAUCUAGCACCCUCACUUUGGUGUCUUGAGUAUCGAAUGCUGUACUAAUAAUCUAAAAUCUCUCUGGUCGUUUUUGAUCUCAGGGAGUUUUUUUUUAACAAACACAAACACAACUGGAUAAAUCUAUAAUCAAUCAGAGCAACAAGAAACGGGAUGCAAGGCUAGGUAGUUCGAAAGUUACUUCCGGGAUUUUUUUACAGCAUAAUGCAGUCAUGAACAGUAUGACAGUGAUGUUACAACAACAAAAUUAUGCCCAUACUCAAAACUGAGGUGACACUGAAAAUCAUGAGAAUACAAGUCCAAAACAAAUUUUUAAUAAUGAGUUAAAUGUUCACUAUAGGCACUAUAAAGAUGUGCCUUGUUUAUUGACUGUGUUUGUCUGACACCACAAAACCUUCCAGCCUGUAAACUAAUCUGUUCAGUUUUACACUCUUUGGAGAAGUCUGGGUGUCUGUCACUGUGAUGGUUGGUGAGGUUUUCAGUGUUUUCACUCUUGCAUGACACUAUUUUGUAGCAUCUUUGCACACAGGCAAUAAUAAGUUAGUAGAUUCACUAUGAGAGUUGGCUCUAACAGCAAAGUGGUCCUGCAGGAGACUCAGCAGCAGGUCCUGUUCUCAAAUUUAGGGUGUGGAGGUAUCAUUUGGAAGAUGACUCCUUGUUAGUGUUGGUAGUGGACAUGCUGAGACGGAGGCAUUGCUUUUCUCCCUCUCAGUGGAAGUCGAGGCUCUCACUGAGUGCAAAUGACUAACAAGCACAAACCUCCCUAAGCGUUGCCACCAAAUAUGCCUCCACUGCCAAAGCUGCCGUCUUGUGAAAAUAAAAAUAAAGUCAUAAUUUGACGCUGCAUAAAGUACCGGACAUAAAUUCAGAGUCUAAACUGUAGUUUAUUGUGCAACAAGACAACAUGAUAUGAUUUAGUAGCAGUUUAUGUGAAAAAAUGUUUGGUUAAGAAAGAGACCAAAUGCAUCAGCCAUAGAAAUCUAAUUUAAAAAUUAAAUGCAUAAAUAAACAAGGGAGAGAAUGUAAACAGAUUUUUGUACUGGUACAGCAAAUACUGUAAAGCCUUUAGUAAAGCCUUGCAAACAUUUGUUGUGUGAUAUCUUUUAGAAAGUUUUUUUAAUUGCUAAUUUUUUAAGCUUUAUGAAAUUAGUUUGAACAGCGCAUACAAUGCUCUAUUUUCAUCUUGGGUGGUGUGCAGCCAAAUGCAGCUUGCAGUAGUUAGGGUAGCGUCUGAAGAGGCAAGUUGCUUUAUUAAAAAACAAAGUACGUAAUUGUAACUUUAAGGCAAAACCCCGCCUCUGGGGCACACACAGCUUUCACUGAAGAUAGAACUUAGCGCCGGCAGCCAGCUGGGCCCCCCCACCGGGCAUUUUCACAACCUGUAUGUAUCAAGUGAGCACCAUGUCCACAGCCCAGCAGGGUGUAAUGGAGAUGGGUUGGAAUAAUCCCACGAGCUGUUAGAGGUGUGUGCGUGUCAGACUCUGUAAGUGACCAAGGCUCUCUAAGCUCUUUUAUAACCUUGGCUCCCUGGAGGAAAGAAAAAGACAUCCCCGUGUGACCCUGUGGUCCAGUAUGGCGCUCAGGUGUGGUGAAACCUGGAGCAGACCCUGUCACUGGACUCCAAUGAUGAUGAAACAGGCAAGGGAAGAAGUAGAUUAUAUCAAGUAGGAACAUAAUUUUAUGGAGACUGGUAAACAAAGGGGAAAGGAAUUAACCUUUAAUUUACCCAAAGAUGUUUUGAUGCCAUUUAUUUCUGUGCUGUAAAACAGGGAUGUGUCCAGACUCUUGACAUAGGGGGCCCAACUGGAGCACUUAUGCAGGGUGGUUUUAAGUAUGAGUGUAUAUAAAAACAAAAAAGAAAAGGAUUUAUUUAAUAUUUCUGUCUAAACUGAUCGUAUCUGAUGUUAUAUUUUGUUAUAAGGUCUCUUAACUAAAAGGCAGCAUUUCAAAACUUAUCUUAAAUUUUCAAGGACCAAAAAGAUGUUUUGUCAGUCGUGUUUUAAUAGACCAAUAUUUUCAAACUGCAUAUGUUGGCAAUGUUUCAGUAGUCUGGUCAGCAUUCGUAUUUCUAAAAGUCAUAUGGUCUGUAAUGGUAAUUUUUGGAAAGACUAACCUUAGCCAAUCAUCAGUUAACAAUUUUUGGCUGGCACUAAAAGUGGCCAAUUACAUUUCCAAGGGGGUCCAUGCUAUCCUUUACACCACCCCUUUGGGUGAACUCCAUCUUAGACGUACUAUUAAUAGACAAAUCUAGGAGUAUAGGGUAAGUUAGCUGUUGUAGAAUUAUAUAGAAAAAAUCAUUUUUAACACAAGGCUGCUACAUACAGUGUUUUCCCAGUUUAAGUACCAGGGCAUCUUUGUUGUGAAAAGGAAGGAAGCUGUCCAUAAUUUUGGCUUUGUUAAAAUGGUAAAUUAAUCCAGUCAUUUUUACUGGUGUGUUAAAGAAACACUAAUCUGUAAAAUAAAACCUCAAUUCUCUUUAUGCCAGUUAUUUCUUCUUCUUCUUUUUAUCAUUUAUUGGUAUUUUCAAAAGACAAAGUACUUGAAAUCAGUUAUUUCUUUUGCUACUCUUCUAAGUUUUUCAUGGUGGCAGUCUUCAUAUAUUCAUGUUGGCAGUUGUUGCAGUUUACUAUGUUUCUGCUGUUUUGAGGCUGUAAAGAAAACAUUAUUUGGAGUGAAACCAGUAGAUUCUAUUUUGAGCUUUGACCAGUCCUGGAUGCAGUUCUUCCACAAUUCUGAUUUCAUUAGUAACUCAAGUAUGAAAACAGGGUUGCCGGUUUGUGUGUUAGCUAGAGCUCCUGUAUGGUGUAAUGGAAUGAAAACAAGGACAAUUUCUGGGAUACUUAUAAUGGAUCCCUGAGUGGGAACUUUCUAGGGGGAAAACUUGCAUUUAAGUUGGUCUUUAUGGGCAAAAACAGCUUAUUUGUGAGUAUCCAUUGGGUGGCAUAUGUCUGCUAUAUUUACCCAAACAGUAACCAGUUGUAACAAUGUCUCUGUUUAACACCAUGUGAAUCCCUCUCAUGGAACAUAACAACCUUUCUCCCUCUGUUUCUGUCUCUCCUGCUCCUCUGGGGCAGCGGCUCCUUAUUAGAAGCAGGCCUGCUGGAUAGACGCUUUCUUUAACAAGGUGAAAGCAACUGAAUGGGACUAGCAUAAACGAGGCAGAAUAUCAACAGUGUGACUCCUCUGUCUGAGCCCUACAUGUUUGGGGAAAAAGUGUUUAACAUACUGUUGGAUUGGCAAUCUGCUGUUGCCUUAUCCCCUCUUGCAAAGCUGUGAAACGGCCUUUCUCCUCCUGCAGAAUAUAUAAAUCUAUCUGGGCUUCAGAAUCUCCAAAUUAAACAUAGGGGCAGGCGCUUGGAAAAUGAAAAUGUAAAUCUGACUUAGAAAAGCAUUUCGGUUCCUUUGCUUUGAGGGGAAAAGGAUCUACACAAGUGCCUCCUUGCUCUGUUUGUGACCUUUAUCAUUUGGCUUAUAUCUAAUACGCCUAAACAAGCAGCAGCCAUGUUUAAGCAGGGAGUGGUUCACGUGAAACAUUUCGUUAACUCUUCAAGGUUCCAGCUCCCAUCUUUGUCUCAGCCGCCUCUCCGAAUGAAAGCAGAAACGUAGAGACAAACGGACUCUUGUAACGAGUCUUUUGAAUGUAUGACUACUUUACAAAAUGAAAUCCUCUAAAACGUGAAAAAAAUAAAACCCAGCUGGCUUUGGCUGAGGAUACACUCAUUAGGUAUUUUAGCUGUGAAAAACUUUGAACAAUUCAAAUGCUUUGCGUCAGAUCUGUUUUGUUGCUUUGGUAAUGUGAGUGUGGAGGGGGAUUCUUUGAAGAUGGAGAUUAAAACCAUGUGAUCAUUUUAAUUAGAUCAUUAGGCAAGAAUUAAGAUCUAUGUUUGUGACUCUCAUUAACAAAAACACCAAGUGGGUGCCAAGAAAGAUUUGUGCAAUGCAUUGAAUGUAUUUUUGCCCUAUUUUCCCUUCCAUUGCAGCAUUUUUCUCCCUUUUUUUCUCGAUGUCAGUACAUUUUUCUUUGUUUUGUUUGCUCUUUUAUUGCGUCAAGGUAAGGGGAAGGUGGGUUAAUCUCUGUCUGUGCUCUCUGUCUUUCAGGCUCUUUGGUACAACAGGGAACUGUGCAGCCUGCAGUAAACUGAUCCCAGCCUUUGAAAUGGUGAUGAGAGCCAGAGAUAAUGUUUACCAUUUGGACUGUUUUGCCUGUCAGCUUUGUAACCAGAGGUAAGAAUGGGGGAUCGUAAACUGCAACAUUGCCUUCUAAAACAACGCAGAUUGAGGGUUAAAGUGGCGUACAGCCUAGAUAUUAAAAGCUGUUGAGGUGGGGCUGAGGGUUUUUUUUUGUUGUAUUUUAUCGAUCCAGUUUUUUAAACAAGUCUGCACUGCAAUGUGAUACAGUAUGAUACAAAUCAGUACAGUACAAUACCAUACAAUGCAACAGGAUACAAUAGAGUGCAAAAAAUACUGUACGAUGCAAAACAAUACUAUACAAUGUACCAUAACGCAAUGUGGUACAAUGUAAUAAGAUAAGAUAUUAUAUAAUGAUAUAAAUAAUACAUGGAACGCAAACCAGUGUGAAACGCUGGUAACACUUUACAAUCGCCUAUCUCUAUAACGCAUUAUACAUAUAUGUAUAAUGUGUUAUAAUCACGUUAUAUAAUGUUUUAUAGCAAUAAUCAGAACACAUUAUAAAUCAUUUUGCCAUGAAUUACAAGUGUUAUAGUUAUUGUUAUAAAGCCUUAUGAUAAUUAAUGAGUGUUUAUAAUGAUAGUUAUACAAGUUUAUGAGCAAAUUGUAACACAUCAUAAAUAUAUGUAUAAUACAUUAUCUAUGUGGGCAUUGUCAGUGAGUUGUUAACAGUUAUAACAUUAUAAUACCUGACCUUGUAAGUCAUGAUAAAAUGCUUUAUAAUGUGUUAUGAUUAUUGCUAUAAAGCAUUAUGAUCAUUUAUGAGUGUUUAUAACUAUACUUAUACAGUGCUUUCAACGUGAUUAUAAUCCAUUAUACAUAUAUUUAUAAUGCGCGAUAGAGAUAGGCGUCAUUUAGCUGCUCCCACAGUGGUAUAGAUACUACAAGAUCCAAAAUAGAGUCACAUUAGUCUAUGUGAUGUAGUUUUUGGAGGGACAGUCAGAGGGCUAAAGGCUGAAACCUUCUUUUUUCACCUCCUGCCGGCUACUGAUACAGCACACAAACUUGGUCUAUAUGGUAGCACUAACAGACGCCACUGAACUUUGGCUUGAUCCACCCUUUGUUGUCUUAUAUGGAGGAGUCUUUUUAAUAAAAUAGCUCCUCACACGGUUUAUUCGCUUGACAGUAACCCACCUUUUACUAUAUAUAAUGUUGGCUGAUUGAGCUAGUCUCCUGUAAACACGUUGCAACUAUCGAAUAUUUUAGUAAUUGAGUAUUUACCGAAUAUUCCAUCGAUUAAUCGAGUAAUCGGAUAAAACAUAUUUUAUUUAGUUAUAGUGCAAUUAUCGUGGAACAACCCCAGAACAAGUGUAUGCGUUAGCGGAUUAGAAUGCUCAUAAGAAAGCUAAUUAUGAUAUUAACUUUCAUUGAGGAGUGUGCAGAGUGGCGCUGUCUCCGCCCACGACUGAGAGGCGAAGUGCUAAUGAUCUUCUGGAGCUCUGCAGAAGAAAAGCUCCUCUCGUCAGUCAUUUUUUCCGCUCUGCAAAACCAAAACCGCGCUUACUCCUCCUUCUACCGUGGUGACAUAAGCGCGUUGUCACCUUGAAAAAAUCCGUGUGAAACAGUGACGAUUCGAGCUUAUAAACGAGGAUUUUUUGUAAUCUAGGUACUGGAGAAUUGUUUCAGCCCUAAAAAACUCUCAGCGUUUCACACUGGUAUACUGAUCACACUGUUAACAAGUAUGCAGCCUAAUUUUUAAAUGACAAAAAUUCAUUAAGAGGCAUCUUAUACUCUGAAUUUUAUUCUAGAUAAAAAAAAAAAAAAACAAACAGCAAUCCUCCGGUAAACACAGACGCACUUGCUAAUGAGAAACAAACACCAUAUGUAUAUGUAGUCAAUUGUCCAAUCAGAUUGUAGGAGAAGGAUUUCUUUUAGUUUGUUUUCGUGGCCGUAGCUGUAACUCAUUGGAGCCAGAUGGAUGUAAAUUUAGCUUCUGUCCAAGAGGAGGUGAAGGAGCUAGAAGUCCUCAGAGGGAAUGUGGCUGCACAAAGGAGAGCAAACUUACAAAGGUGUGAAAUUUUCUUUUUUAAUGAUAGGAACCAUUAUAGGAAGCCUAUGGUAUGAUACACAUUGAAUCUGAUGUACCCAAAUAUUGCUUUUUCCCAUUAAUACACUGUCAGUAAUGGCAGCACUCUGGGAGCAGAACGUCCUUUGCAUGCUUGUCAGGGGUGCUGUGACCCUGUUCCUCCACACAGCACAAGCCCAUUAACCUUGUGCAGGCCACAUUCAGUUACCAUAGUGAACACCUGCUGUAAGGGAAUUAUGACUGCAGUCUCUCUCCUCAGCUGGCAGACAUGAAGCCAGGUCUCAUCUGGCACUCUUGGCCAUGGCUGUUCAACCAGCCUGGCUCAUUACUGAAGCCAAGCUAUGCCCGGCUAUAUUCUUAUCUUCACUCCCCCCUUCAGUCGCAUUAUGGAGCAGUCACACAAACAAACCAAAUCAUAGAGGAGAACAUCAGUAGGCCAGGCUGCUGUGUGUUACUCUCCCGCUUUAAUUCAGUGAGACUGAAGAGGAAAAACAUUCUCCGGCACUGGAACUAAACUGGCAUGUAAAAAGCUAACCCUGUGACAGAGUUUCUGUGGAAACUCUCAUGGUGCCAGUGCCUUUUUUUUUGCCAGGCCGAGAAGGAGAGUUGACCUGCCUUUCAUUGGCUGCCAGCGCUCAUGUCUGCCUGCUUUGAAAUGAGAGGGUUGUAAUCUACUUUAUUUUGAAGCCACAUAUUUAUGAUGACCAUCAAAAGAGGCUUUGAAUCAGACCAGGCAUGGUGUCAGGUGAAACAUCUCAAACCAAAUGUGUGCAAUCAAACACAAUCAUCAUUACCUGCUGAUCUUGAAUGCAACAUUUCCCUGCCAGAGUAGAGCCAGUAAACACAUGCACACACGCACACCACUUUGUCAUAAUGCCAACAGUGAUCGCUUUUGUGUUUUUAACAUUCUCCCUUUGUUUGUUUCUCUCUGCCAACAGGUUUUGCGUGGGGGACAAGUUUUUCCUAAAAAACAACAUGAUUUUGUGUCAAAUGGACUAUGAGGAGGGCCAGCUGAACGGGAGCUUUGAGACACAGGUUCAAUAGUGGGGAACCUCGUGGCAGCAACAAUCGGCGACACACUUUACACACGAGAUGGAUGUUCUGCUGCACUUGGAAAAAAAAAGACAAGCGUCUGUCUGCUUGCCUGCAAUACUUUUUAAGACCCCUUUAUCAGUCCUGAGGGACUGUGUUGUAAAUGUUCAACUUUUUGCCCCUCCCACACCCCAACACUGAGCAGUUACAAAUUUUGAUGUACAGUUGUGCCUGCUUAGCUGAGCACUGUAUUGCUUGUAUGUUUUGUGAAAUUUGUUUCUGGUUUGUUUAAUUUUCCUUUCAGAAAUGGUUCAUUGGAGGGUAUGUACAGUCUGUUUUCUCUGUAUAUAUAAACUGGAACAUUUAUUUUAUGAAAUGUAAUGCAAUUUUAUUACUAGUGUGAAUUAAAGAUUCUUAAAUGUUCAUAGUGAGUUUUUUCUCUUGGACCAAAAACCAAAGUUGUUGAAGGAGGUUUAACCCAUGUGUUGAUAUGUAAUCAUGCCUCCUUAAAAAAUGCAAUGCUAUAAAAAGCCUUGCAAGAGAAAAUAUAUUUGAAGUUCUUCUUCAAAACAUGAUGCAACAGAACACGUUUUAUUACAUUUUGCUGAGUUCUGAUGGAAUUAGAAAUGCUGUUUAAAAUGGACUAAAUAAGAUUUUAUUUGGAAUAAAAGAAUGCUUCUCCAAA